AUGACUGGUUUGUGCGAGGCUCUCCGGCAGAGGCAUUACUGGCGACCGAUGUGUGAGCUCAUUGUAAAGAUGGUUAAGCUGACAAUGAUAGCUCGUGUAACUGAUGGUCUUCCUCUAGUAGAGGGACUGGAUGAUGGUCGUGAUAUGCCAGAUGCUGACUUUUACAAACAACAAGUGAAGGCUCUGUUCAAGAAUCUCUCGAGGGGCCAGAAUCAGCCAUCCAGAAUGUCAAUUGAAACUGGGCCAUACAUAUUCCACUAUAUCAUUGAAGGGAAUGUAUGCUACUUGACUACAUGUGACCGUGCUUAUCCGAAGAAGCUUGCCUAUCAAUAUCUUGAAGACAUAAAGAAUGAAUUUGAGCGUGCAUAUGGAAAUCAGAUUGAAACUGCUGCAAGACCAUAUGCGUUUAUAAAAUUUGGCAAGACAAAGAAACUAUACCAGGAUACAAGAACUCAACGGAAUAUUGCGAAGUUGAAUGAUGAACUCUAUGAAGUUCACCAGAUAAUGACCCGCAAUGUACAAGAGGUCCUUGGUGUUGGUGAAAAGUUGGAUCAGGUCAGUCAGAUGUCCAGCCGCUUAACUUCUGAAUCCCGCAUAUAUGCUAAGAAAGCAAAAGAUUUGAACCGCCAGGCUCUAAUCCGAAAGUGGGCCCCUGUCGCUGUUGUUUUCGGAGUCGUUUUCCUACUGUUGUAUGUCAGAAAGAAGUUUUGGUGAUGCUCUACCAUUUGAUGGGGCUAUUUCUGUAUUUGAAUAUUCUGUGCACUAUCCAAGUGGAGAUUCAGUUUUACAAAGUUGACAAGAAUGUAUUCUUAUAUGAGGAUACGAUAAAUUUAACCUUGUUGGAUAACAGGAGUUUUUUUUAUUAAAAGAACCCCCGAGCCAAUGGUACACAGUUUAUUUAUCUAUACAUGAACUAGUGAUUUAUGCCUUCUCCUUGCGUUGGUAUAUUUUUAGCAUGAUGAUCUUUUGACAAGCA
Striga asiatica is the source of this 976-nucleotide messenger RNA. Lineage: Eukaryota; Viridiplantae; Streptophyta; Magnoliopsida; Lamiales; Orobanchaceae. The record is from the annotation of a GenBank genome assembly.